This is a messenger RNA of Pectinophora gossypiella (pink bollworm), 3324 nucleotides long. Its product is annotated as probable cytosolic Fe-S cluster assembly factor GL21135. The record is from RefSeq and is a predicted model, not a curated record. Gene Ontology annotation, biological process: iron-sulfur cluster assembly. NCBI's taxonomy places the organism in Eukaryota, Metazoa, Arthropoda, Insecta, Lepidoptera, Gelechiidae. Gene Ontology annotation, molecular function: 4 iron, 4 sulfur cluster binding. The transcript is spliced from 8 exons. Gene Ontology annotation, cellular component: cytosolic [4Fe-4S] assembly targeting complex. Bases 111 to 1559 code for a protein of 482 amino acids.
AUCAGCUGUUUGAGUGUACAUCUCGUGUUGCGUAUGUUUCAUACAAAAAAUAUUGAUUUAUUUGUGAAUAAUAUUAUUAUUUAAGUUCUUACCCGACUACUGUUACAAGAAUGGCUUCUAGGUUCAGUGGUGCUCUGCAGCUGACCGACCUUGACGACUUCAUUACUCCGUCACAGGAAUGUAUAAAACCCGUAAAAAUCGAAAAAUCGAAAGCAAAAACCGGAGCAAAGAUAAAGAUUGGUGAUGAUGGCUACUUCGACAUAUCGAGUGGGCGGGAACAGAAGUUGCAGAAGGUUGAGAUCACGCUGGCGGACUGCCUCGCCUGCAGCGGGUGCAUCACAUCCGCGGAGAGUGUGCUGGUCACACGGCAGAGCCAGGAAGAACUGCUUAGAGUAUUCUCAGAGCGCAAAUAUACAGACAAUAAAGAAGUGACAAAGGAUGUAAGUCUAAUUGUGAUAUCACUCUCACCACAACCCGUGCUGUCUCUAGCCGCCAGAUAUAAACUUACCCCAGAGGAUGCCACUAGAAAAUUAGCAGGUUACUUCAAAAGUCUGGGCGCGGACCUUGUGCUGGAUAUGACGGUAGCUGAAGACCUGUCACUACUGGAGGCGCAGCAGGAGUUUUUACAGCGGUACCAGGACCAGCAGGCGGACCCCGGCGCCAAACACCUGCCCAUGCUCGCCAGCUCUUGUCCAGGCUGGGUAUGCUACGCAGAGAAGACCCACGGCACCUUCAUCCUCCCGUACAUUUCAAGUACCAAGUCUCCCCAACAAAUCAUGGGGUCGCUGGUGAAACAAUUCUUGUCCAAACAGAGGGAGGUGACGCCCGGGGAGGUGUACCAUGUCACCUUCAUGCCGUGCUAUGAUAAGAAGCUGGAAGCGUCCAGAGAAGACUUCUAUAGCGAUGUCUUGAACUGCCAUGAUGUGGACUGCGUUAUUACUGCUAUUGAACUGGAACAAAUGCUGGACAGUAACUCAAAGUCUCUAAGCGACGUCGAGGGUAUCGAGUUAGACUGGCCGUGGAGCGAGCGCGAAGGUCCAACCAGCGUACGGAGACACAUCGGCUCAGGGUCUGGAGGCUACGCAGACCAGGUGUUCCUGCAUGCCGCUCACCAGCUGUUUGGGGAGACUGAUGUGCCGCUCACGUACAGAAGUUUAAGGAACCCGGACUUCAGAGAAGUGACGCUAGAGAAGGACGGCAAGGAGGUGCUGCGGUUCGCCAUCGCCAACGGGUUCCGCAACAUCCAGAACCUCGUGCAGAAGCUCAAGCGAGGCAAGUCGCCGUACCACUACGUUGAAGUCAUGGCGUGCCCGUCAGGUUGUCUAAACGGCGGCGCGCAAAUUCGGCCCGUGACAGGCGAGUCCGGGCGCGACUUGGUGCUCCAACUGGAAACCCUAUACUCGCAGCUGCCACUAGCGACACCUAGCGACAACAAGCUGCUUCGACGGCUGUACGCCGAGUGGCUGGACGGAAGAGAUAGCGAUAAAGCAAAGGCGGUGCUUCAUACUAGCUACCACGCUGUUGAGAAGUCAGAUAUCGCGCUGAAUAUUAAGUGGUGAAGGUUAGUGAGCUUUUUGUAAUAAGCAUAUCGUCAUCACUAAUUAAAGAGACACGCUCUUGUCGAUGUAGCAUUCUCCAUGCUACUUUUUUAGGGAAAAAUUCACCUCACAACCCACACGAUAGAAGAUAGAAGAAGAACGGAAAAAUAGAGCAGUGGUUUCCCUCUUGCCUUCUGCCCAAUAAGCAUAUAAUUAUAAAAAAAAAAACCCAUAAUAGACUUGGGGAGGUUAAAAAGGCCACAUCAAAGCAAUUCAUCUAAAAACGCAAUAUUGCUAUUUGAUAUUCGUGUGCAUUGCGCAGUUACUUUUAUAUGCGCAAAUAUCAAAUUGCAAUAUUGCUUUCUUAGAUGAAUUGCUUCGAUGUGGCCUUUUUAAUCCCACUGGGUUGUUAUUUUUGAAUCGCUCGUCUUCAAGUCACGUUCGAAAAUCAAUAAACCUUUGGCGGCAAGGGUUUGCUGCGGGUAUCGAGGUACCGAACAGAAAAUAGUACCCCGCUAGCCACAAGUUGGUAGUAUUACUAGGGAUCGACGAUCCGCUUGAGUCAUGUUGGAAGUUGUAUAUAUGCGUGACGCUGUGUAAACUUCGAUAGCGCAUUUCAGGACUGCAUUAUUGAAUGGUGGCGCCAUCUGUUGCAUGUGGGCGGAACUAGCUGGUCAACUAGUUGGGUCCGCCACAUACCCAUUUCACGUAGCACAUCAGAACUUGUCAUUUGCAAGAUGAGACAGGUAUAUAUUUUCGCAUGCGAGUUAAAGGCGAGCGAUUAAAAAAGCGGGUACGAAUCUCGGGUCAGGCUUUCUAGAUGUUGAGUGCAUGAUAGGAUAGUAGACAAUUGAUAUCACGUGGUUUUCAGGAUUUGUGUCCGAUUAAUGACAAUCGCCUGCUUCCUAUUGCUGUAGGCAGAUAUCACGGAAUUCCACUGGCUUGUAUAAAAAAGAAACAUAAGAAACUAGUUUUUCACUAAGCUACCCGAGUAAGAACAAUCUGUAAACUUGUAAAUAAGUAUAUAACAUGAUGAAAUCGUUAAUAGAGGUUUAUGAAGUGUGGGUACUUAGGUCAUCUUGCGAUGGAUGGGCCUUUACUAGCCCAGUUGGGUUAUAGUGAUGAGCUUAUGUUAUGUUUAUGAAAUAGCCUAACUAUGACCUGUGACCCAAGCUAACAUUUUCUUAUCUGUGACACUGAGGGUGUAUCAGGGGACAAUUCAGUUUUCCAUAAAUGUCAAACAGCGUCAAACAGGUCACAGGACAUAGUGUUAAUUAUAUUUUAUAUCAAUUGGUGCUGAUUCCUGCAAACGUCCUAAUUUUAUUUUAAGUUAUACCUGUCAUUUUCGAAUCCGCCGAAAAGGAAAGGGACGGGUAGUCUAUGGAGCACAUGUGAAUAUUAGGCAGCGACAACCCUUACAAAAUUUUAACAUUGCGUAUAACGCGACAUAAUUAUGACAGCACAUGUCAAACGGGUUGCAUAUAUUUGAUACGUUCGGGUUAGUUUCAUUCAUUUUUCAAUUAACAGCUGUCAAUCCUCUGUCCCUUUCCUUUUUGGCGGAUAAGAAAAAGACAGGUGUAACUUAAAAUAAAAUUAGGUGUUCUCAGCACCAUUAAUUGUUUUGUUAUACUUUGGUGAUACUUAUAGUUUGUAAGUAGAAUAUUUUGUUGUGAAACAGCUAGGUUAUGUGCAAGGGUAAAGAGUGUAUUGUAUCUGUUGUAUUUAUAAAUCAAAUUGUACAUAACUAAACAUAAGAGUAAUUUGAAUAAACAAUUUAAUUGUUUAA